This is a messenger RNA of Pistacia vera, 1591 nucleotides long. RefSeq names its product probably inactive leucine-rich repeat receptor-like protein kinase At2g25790. NCBI's taxonomy places the organism in Eukaryota, Viridiplantae, Streptophyta, Magnoliopsida, Sapindales, Anacardiaceae. Gene Ontology annotation, molecular function: protein binding. The coding region runs from base 1 to 1428 and encodes 475 amino acids. The record is from RefSeq and is a predicted model, not a curated record. The transcript has a single exon.
AUGAAAUUCAACUUCUCUCUUUUACUUUUUUUCCUCUUUCUCUCAAUUUCUAUCCUCCAACUCGCUUCAGCCGCCUGCCACGCAGAUGAUGAAACGGCUCUCUUGGCUUUCAAAUCCGGUAUUACCCAAGACCCAUCGGGUCUGCUCAGCUCAUGGAAAUCGGGUACCGAUUGUUGCACUUGGGCGGGUAUAAAUUGCCUCGUCAACAACCGGGUCACAAGCCUUUCUCUCGUCGGCCAACCCGACAAACCCAACACCUUCUUAACAGGUACCAUCUCAUCCAACCUUGUCAAGCUCAAAUAUCUAGAUGGUAUUUAUCUCCAAAACCUCAAAAAUCUCUCGGGUAAGUUUCCGGAUUUUCUAUUCGGGUUUUCCAAUUUAAAGUAUAUUUACAUUGAACACAACAAGCUUUCGGGUCAAAUUCCUGCAAAUAUUGGCAACUUAACCCAGCUUGAAGCACUGAGUCUGUCUGGAAACCAGUUCACCGGGAUCAUACCGAGUUCAAUCACCAAAUUGAUUCAGUUAACUCAGCUGAAUCUCGGUCAAAAUCUUCUUACCGGUAAGAUUCCGGACAAAAUGGGCAAGCUGAAGAACUUGACUCUACUGAGUCUCGACCAUAACCAACUCACUGGCACCAUACCAAAUAAUUUUUCAUCAUUUACAAAUCUCAGAAUUCUGAGACUUUCUUUUAAUAAUUUAUCAGGAAACAUUCCUUCUUCAAUUUCUUUGCUUGCACCAAAACUCCAAUAUCUAGAACUAGGCCACAAUGCACUUUCAGGGAAAAUCCCAGAUUUUCUUGGAAAAUUCCAGGCACUGGACACCCUGGAUCUUUCCAGGAAUAAAUUUUCAGGAACCCUGCCAAAGAGUUUCGGAAACUUGACAAAAAUAUUCAAUCUCGACCUCUCUUACAACUCUCUCAAUGACCCAUUUCCUGUUAUGAAUGUUAAAGGGAUUGAGUCGCUAGACUUGUCAUAUAACAACUUUCACCUGAAGCAAAUACCGAAAUGGGUCAUUUCAUCACCUAUUAUUUACUCGCUCAAGCUGGCAAAAUGUGGGCUUCAGCUGAACUUAAGCGAGUUUCAGCCCGCCGAAACGUACUUCUAUGACUACAUUGAUCUGUCUGGUAACGAAAUAUCGGGCAGUCCGGUUGGGUUGCUGAAUCGGACGGAUUAUCUGGUGGGGUUUUGGGCUUCGGGGAACAAGUUAAAGUUUGAUUUGGAGAGUUUGAGGAUUGUGAAGACAUUGAAGACGUUGGAUUUGUCGAGGAAUUUGGUGUACGGGAAGGUGCCGAAAGGAGUUUCAGGACUUGAAAAAUUGAAUGUGAGUUAUAAUCAUCUGUGUGGUCAGAUUCCGGCAAAUAAAUUUGCCGCGAGUGCUUUUGUGGGGAAUGAUUGUCUUUGUGGAUCUCCAUUGCCGCCAUGCAAAUAGUUUAAGAGCAUUAAGAAGUAAGAAGUUGAUGGUAUUGGAAAUGUGCAUUACAUUAAGCAUGGAAAUGGAAAGAAAGUGAAAGGGCUGUGCCUGUGAAUGAAUGACUUCUGCUAUUUUGAUUAUAUGAAUAAAAGAAUGAAAUAAAAUAAUAGAUUUUUUUUUU